CGUGGUGCUCGUCAUGUGCGCGGUGUGUAGCUCGUGGUACGAGGUGCCAAACGUUCCACACAACAUCUGUCUGUGGACAAAGCGUAUCUUUGUGCCGUGUGAAGGUGCAGCGUGGAGCCAGUGCGCAAUCAGUGCCCGUGUUUUAGUUCCACUAAUAGGGUUGGUGGUGAACGAAGCGGACUCAGUAAUGAACGUUUGUACCCGACUAUCACUGGGUCCAAAGGCAUAGCAUCCGCGGCUAUAUGUCAAGGGCAUUGUUCCCCUCAGCACUGCUUUUUUUGGGGCAGCCGCUGUACAUACAGGUGGUGUCGUGCACACUACACCACCACAUAUAGGACGUCUCCUUGUGUAAGUGUCACCACCCGAGUCAUCUGUAAUGUUUCAGCAUGGUGGUGUCGCCACGCGAGGACGGAUUUCACGCAGGUGACUUCCUUGUGCCACAUCUGGCCCCGAGAGCUCUGGUUUGUUUCUGUUGCUUCUGAUUAGGCCAAGCUGAGUGCAUGCAGGUUCAUCUUAAUAAACAAACCGUGUCAAAUGUCAAACAGGGUGUCCACUAUAGUCACGGUCCCCCAGGACACUUUGAGCAGAUGUUACCCAAUACAGACUCUCCAUUUGCUGAUUUAUUUCUGCGUAAUGUGCAAAAUAUAUCACUAUGGUUGUAGAUGGACAGUUUUGGAAUAGAUUAGAGAAUACAGAUCAUGGCUACAUGAUAGAUUAGGAAAUAUUUGGCAAUGCUGAGCAAGAAGGUAAACACAAGUUUGUUUGAUUAGUAACGAGCAGGAAACGGAGCCAACCGUUCAAAGCUCAAACAUAAGCAGCAUUGUGUCUAAACGAGCAUAUUUAUAAAAUCUCAGCUGUAUCAUACCAGUUACAACUAUGCAGGUGGGUGCAUUGAACAUCCCCUCUCACUGAAUCAUAGGUCCUGCUCCAGUGGCUUGUUGGAGUUGGAUAACUUGGCCAUGAGUCAGGUGAGAAAAUGAAGCUUUGGAGUCUAUUGCUUGUGGCAAGGAUCAAGGAUUUUUAGGAUUCUUAAUAGGCUUAGCUGACCUGCGGCGCGGUGGGCAUGACUGAUCAUACACUGCGCUGCAAUUUUUUUUACUAGUGAGUCUAAUCUCAGCUUUGUCCCAUCUAAAUCAUAGCUAUUAUUCACGCUGGGCUGCUUCUUGCUUUCUCUGAUGGGAUUUCCUAUAUAGAGAACUAAUCUAAUGCAGAGGCAGCAGCUUUGUAUCCCUAUUGGGGAAGAGCAUGCAUGCAUGCUCUGUUUUAAUCUGCCACAAUGGGCCGACAAGUCUGUGUUUGAUGACGCUGACUGAAAUCCCAUUCAAGGUUGAGAUAAGGCAUAACUGCGUGGGACGACACACAUCUAAUUUCGGGAGGUCAAGUCCAAAGAUCAGGAUUUGUGCCGGCCUGCUCUCAUCCAAAUGCAUCGACAUGCAAAAACUCUACAUGAGAUUGUUCCUUGAGAAAGAAGCCAUAGCGUCUCAAGUCUACCAGCAGAAAUAGUCCCCCUGGUUUAUUACUGAAGGACAGUGUUUCUAUUUUCACUUUUAUUGCAUCAUGCUUCUCAGACAACAACAACAAUAGUUAUUGUGCUUCAUUUUGCCGUAGAGUCGCUCCAACGUGCACAGAGGGAUGCUUCCUGUUGCUAAACUGAGCUUAUGCUUCUAUUGUCUCUUGUGCAUUGGCUCGAAGGGAAUAGCUCGAGCAAAGAUAAAAGACAAGAGGAGCAUUGUGCUGCUUUAUAAUUUGCCACUGUGGAAUGUGUGUGCUGCAAUUAUGCUAAGUGGCCGUCAUGAAAUGCUUAAAUUAUCGGUUUUAAUUAAUUUCACAACGGAAAAUUAUAUUAUUGUUAUGAUUGAUUCUCAAGUUCAAAGUGAACUUAUCUUUAUUGUUUUAAUGAUCGUAAUGUGUGAAGUAGGUUUUUUGUGCCGCUGUCACUUCUAGCUGCCUGUUACUGACAGACAGGACAAACAGAACCUUCAGAAGUGGCCCUGGAUGAUCUGGUGCACCAGUGUGGCUACAAGGCCACUUUCUUCAUGCUUGUUUAUUCCAUGGCAGACACCAACAUGAGUCAUGUGUUCAUGGGUUUUCACACGACCUUCAGUUGUAGCUUGAAACAUAUCACUUUUUUUAGAACACACAAAAAAAAAAGGGAAGCUCCGUCAGUUUUUAGAUGAGUGAUGGGUCUGGCCAGGAUGAGUCACUGAUAGUCAGAAGUCAAAUGACUUGAUGGUAAUGUGGCCUCCAGCGUUUGUUUUUCCGUGUGAGUGUCUAUUUCGCCGGUGACUGAGACUCAGGGGGUUGAUGAGUUUGAUUGUAAUGAAGUGUGACUAUACGGGUCUGCGUUUCCUGCUUGCUAAACUGUUGGAAUGCUCCGUCUUUGUCUGGAUCGGACGGUCCACUGUAUACCAGCCAAUGGAAGGAAAGCAGAGGGCUUCGGAAGCUACAAUAGCGAUGAUGUAAUCCCUUUUCAGCGCACUGUCACAGAGUAAAUGCAUGCAGACAAGGGGAAAAUUCCCCUCCUCUUCGCCCAACCUGCCACAAAGUUUAGGGAAUUUUUACCUCGCAAAAAAAAAGCUCUGCAAUUCGUACACUGUAAUUAUCAAUACCAGAGAUUCUGUAGGGCUCACUGCCGCUGAGGGAGUUUAGCAUUGAGACAGGUGCAAAGUGUUGCUCUUGACUCUGGUCUGGACCUCAUACCUGACUGACAGCUGUGUGUCCAUUUGGUGGUCCGUUACUUCUACGCUCAUGCACGAAAGCAGCCUCUCUGUGCCCGGGUUCUGUCAUGCUGCGUCCAACUCUCCAACCCCCAAACCAAAACCCACAGUCAUGCAGAGAUCAGACACUGUGUAAUUCCCCUUCUCUGCUCCCAUCAAACCUCAUGCAUGCCGAAAAUAGUACGACAUGGCGUAAAGAUCGGAAGAUGGGGAAGAAAAACGUUUAAAAAAAGCUUGACAAACAACCACUUAAGAAAAACUUAAAGUGAGAGAAGAUUAAAAAAAAAACCAACACGUUGGAUAAUAAAAUCUGGAAUUCUUCUUCUGAUGAUGAUGAUGAUGUGUUGCUGCAGGCCAUCCCCGCUGCCACACAGUGAUGACUUGCUCGGUAUUGUCUCGACAUGUCUGCCAGUUGCGACACCGUCUCUGUGCUCGGGCCUGCACGCUCCCUGGAAUGGAUUGCAGCUCGGAGAAGAAUCAAAACAUCAAGCAGAGUUAAAUGUCCUCGUGCCCCGUGCAGAGCCCGCGUGAGCAGCGGUGGAAAAAUAAUUCCACGUCCAAAAACCAGAGUUUUUUUUGCUGUUGUCCCUCCUGUGGACAGAAAUCUGAGAAGCAGGCAGGAAUGCGUGAGGACUCGGCCAUGGCUGAGCUCAAAACAGAUCUCAAUGAAUAGACAGGUCUGUUCAGCUUGUCCUCAUUCCUCUGCACGCUUACAACUGUUUUUGUUUCUUUCAGGUGGCACUUUUACUAUGUGAUUUGUAGUAAAACAGGAAUGCUGGCUCAACAAUACACCGUGUGAAGUGUUCCCCCUGCAAAACACUACUCUCUGAACGCUGUCUGAGCUGCUUAAAGUUGUCUAAAAUAGUCAAAGCAUUCUCUCUGUAGUUUGUGUGUUGUGCUUUGUUUCCCUCCUCGUAUUGCUCCAACAUUUUCACAUCCUUUGCUUUGGAACCAGGGAGUCCAUUUCCACCCGGUGAGUUCCUGCUUCCCUCUCGGCUUUGCUGGAGAAUGAGACCACUGUGAACCGAAGGCGUCCUUUGCUAGAUUCAGAUGACUUUUUAAACAAAUAGUAAUUUCAGGUGGACUGAGUGAAGGGAGUAGGGAAAUAUCCCACUCUCACUAUUCCUGCAGUUUGUCCAUGUAGUUCAGUAUUUUAUAUAUAACAACAUAUACUAUAUUACACUACUGAAAUAAUCAGGCUAUACAGUUUAUAACAGACCACUAUCUGAUGAAUUAGGUCAUAGUCUCUUUUUUCAAGUCGCUCCAGGUGCAAAGGGCAGAUAAUAACAAACAUGUCUGCUUUCCCAGCCUUUCCUCUCUCGCUGCCUGUUUCCUGUGUGUUUCAUUGAUGUAUUCCAGGAUACCGGGGCCUGUAUGCAUAACAUGCAUGCAAAGCUGAAUAUUGACACGAUAGUUUGUCCGGAGAAAAGACAAAUGCGGUGGCAGUGUCGACACAGUUGAGGAAGCAGUAUGAAGGCUUGAAUGCUGAAGAGGUGGGCUUGCCCCUGCUGCACAGUUGUUGUUUUUUCUGCCUCCUUACUCGUCGAUCCAGACAAUCAACCUUCCCAUGAAGUCGGGAAGCAGCAUCCCAUCCCAGAGGCAGCCAUGUCUCCUUGCUAAGUGCCUUUAGCCUUUUGCACUGGUGUCAUGACCAGCCUGAAGCAUCCACCAAUGGAGCGCACCGUUGGGGGUUCCAUCCCCGCCACUGAUGAGUUUUACACCCGCCACCUCCGUAUGGCCAAUGGAGGGACUGUGGCAACCCGCACAGACAAUGUCCAUGCCACUGUGAGCGCAGGAGUGCCUAAAAUGGGUGUACGGGCCCGGGUGGCUGACUGGCCCCCAAGGAAAGACCUUACAGGGAUUGUGUGGCACUCAGCUACAGAGCCUGAGAUCUCUGGUGUGCCCUCUGCUGGCAAAAGUCACAUUAAGUUAGGCUCUAUAAUGAGCCCUCAGGACUCGUCAAUGCUGCGUAACAUUCACAACACUUUGAGGAAUCGAACCCAGGCCCAGGCCAACAACUACAGCCCUGACACCCGGUACCUAGCCCAAGGAGACUACAGAGGCCCUGCACAUAGAAACCGACAUAGACGCAUCCGUCAGCGCAGCAACAGUGAUAUGACUAUCAGUGAGAUGGAAGGCAGCGGAGACAGUGGAGAGGACUGGGGUCCAGCAUCGGGAGCCAAAUGGUCCCCACUCCAUCGCGAAUACGGUAGCACCUCAUCAAUAGAUCAGCAUGGCGCCGCUGGAGAGAGCUUCUUUGAAAUGCUUAGGGCCUAUCAAGGGGACAAAGUGGACCAGCGUAGCCCUGCUCCACAGAAACUGGACGACAUGCUGAUUGUUGGGCAAAAGCAGGCCAGCAUUGAUCUUCAGGAGGAUGUCGUAGACAGCCCGACUCCUAAAGCCAGAGAUAAGCCCCCAAAGAGAAGAACUAAAUCUGAGACAGGGGGUGAGUCUAUAUUCCGUAAACUAAGGGGCGUGCGGGGUGACUCUGACUCCCCUAAAGCAGGGUCUGACGUAGAGGACAGCCGGACGGAGGACACGGGCCCCCUUUUCAAGCCCUGGGUGUGUCAGAAAAGCUUUGCCCACUAUGAUGUUCAAAGCACGCUGUUUGACCUCAACGAAGUUACUCAGCUGCGGCAGAUUGCAGGCAAGAGGACAAAUACCACCACGGGGGCAUCUGCUGCUGCUGUAGCAUCGGCUACCUCCACCCUCUCGUCCACACACAGCCUGCCUUACAGCUCCCCGAGUGGUAGCCAGGAAGACCUCAGUUCUAGGGACAGUCCUGGUCUGGACUCGGGGGAUGAACAGAGCAAUGAAAUUCUGCUAAGUUGCCCCUGCUUCCGCAACGAGAUAGGUGCUGAUGGCAAUGGGAGGCGCAGAAUGGGAGUAGGUGGGGCAGGGUAUCAUGGGCUUGUGGGUGGUGGAGCGGUUCACAAUGGCUCAGGGACCCUGAGUGGGGAGGGAAACUUGUACGAAACAUCUGUGAGCACGCACUGCACUAAUGCUGGAGUGGCAGUGCUAGAGGGACCAAAGGAAGGCCCCAGCAUGCUCAGCGAAAAGGGCAAACAAUACAUUGUGGAGCAUGUGGACCUGGGAGCCUACUACUAUAGGAAGUUCUUCUACCUGAGGGAGCACUGGAACUAUUUUGGGGUGGACGAGGCACUGGGACCAGUGGCAGUGAGCUUGCGCAGGGAGAAGCUGGAGGAGGACAAGGAGCACGGCCAGCAGUAUAACUACCGUCUCAUCUUCAGAACCAGCGAGCUCACCACUCUUCGAGGUUCUGUCCUGGAGGAUGCAGUGCCUUCCACCUCUAAGCAUGGCACCACCCGGGGGCUGCCCGUCAAGGAGGUACUGGAGUACGUUCUGCCUGAGCUGGAUCUGUCCUGCCUCAAACUGGCCCUCAACACACCCAAAGUCACUGAGCAGCUGAUGAAACUGGAUGAACAAGGGCUGAGUUUUCAGGUGAAGGUGGGGGUGAUGUACUGCAGAGCGGGCCAGAGCACAGAGGAGGAGAUGUACAACAACGAGAUGGCCGGUCCCGCCCUGGAAGAGUUCCUCCAACUGUUGGGGGAGAAGGUUCGCCUCAAGGGCUUCACCAAGUACAGAGCCCAGCUGGACACCAAAACGGAUUCCACAGGUACUCACUCCCUGUACACGACUUACAAGGACUAUGAGAUCAUGUUCCAUGUGUCGACUCUGCUGCCUUACACACCCAACAACAAACAACAGUUGCUGAGGAAGCGCCACAUAGGGAACGACAUUGUGACCAUCGUGUUCCAGGAGCCUGGCGCUCACCCUUUCACCCCGAAGACCAUUCGCUCUCACUUUCAACAUGUCUUCCUCAUUGUACGGGUGCACGAUCCCUGCUCUGAAAACACAUGCUACAGUGUGGCGGUCACCCGUUCCCAGGACGUUCCCUCCUUUGGCCCCCCAAUCCCCAAGGGUGUGACCUUCCCCAAGUCCACUGUCUUCAGGGACUUCCUGUUGGGCAAAGUCAUCAACGCUGAGAACGCAGCCCACAAGUCGGAUAAGUUUGGUGCCAUGGCAACGCGUACACGGCAGGAGUAUCUUCGGGACUUGGCAGAGCGUCACGUGACCAGUACUCCAGUAGAACCCACUGGGAAGUUCCCCUUCAUCUCUUUGGCGCACAAGCGACGGGAGAAGGUGCGUCCGUACAGUGGGGCGGAGCUGCGGAGCCUGGGGGCCGUGACCUGGCAGGUUCAUGCCGAGGACCAGGUAGCCGGUGCUGAACGCGAAUGCCUGUUGGCCAUUUCAAAUGACUUCAUCAUCCUGUUGGAUCAGGAGGCCAAAGCGGUCGUGUUUAACUGUGCCACGCGUGAUGUGAUCGGUUGGUCAACGGGGAGCCCCGCCUCCAUGAAGAUCUACUAUGAGCGUGGUGAGAGUGUGUCACUGCGCUCCAUCAAUAACAACACGGAAGACUUCGGAGAGGUUGUCAAGAGACUGGAGCUGUUGACCAAGGGCAGUCAGACCACAGAGAUGACCCUGCGCCGUAACGCCCUGGGCCAGCUGGGCUUUCAUGUCAACUUUGAGGGCAUUGUUGCAGAGGUGGAGCCCUAUGGCUAUGCCUGGCAGGCUGGGCUCAGGCAGGGCAGCCGAUUGGUGGAGAUUUGCAAGGUGUCAGUGGCCUCGCUGUCUCACGAGCAGAUGAUCGACCUGCUCAGAACCUCUGUUACUGUCAAGGUGGUCAUCAUCCCCCCACAUGAGGACUCCACACCACGCAGAGGCUGCUCAGAAAUCUACCACAUGCCGCUGGUGGAUUACAAGAACCACAAGGAGGGCAUGCCCUACGAGUUAAAGUUCCCCUUCCGCCCCACCAACAACAACAACACCAAGUGGCCACGCACCUCAUCCAGCCCUCAAACACGCUCUGCUGGCACAGGGGGAACGCUGAUCAAGGCCCCACCUUCAGACUUCAGUGACCGCAACUCUGCUGCUAUUCCCCGAAGUGUGUCCAGCGACGGACGACCCGUGAACCCCAAAAGGUACUCCCCGGGGAAUGACAACUACGCUCUUGCCUGCUCCAUUGCGAUGGGCCGCACAAUGCACAACACAAACUCUCCCUCCAGCCUCCCCUACGCAGACACCAUGAGCUCCAACCGGUGGAGGCAGAAAUCUAUGCCGGAUGGGUUUAAUAACAACAGCUGCCAGUCCCCUGUGGCAUCUGUGCGGCAGCUGGCAGGUGAGGGGGUCAACGGAAGCAAAGCGUGCUCUAGCUCUGGUGUUGGAUGGACCCGAACUGGGGAGAUGGACAAAACCAGUGCAGAUACUGUGGUUUCCAAAGUUGUGAUUCCUAGACUCCAGUCAUCAGAGCAUGGCAGCCACCUGUCACCGAACAAAAGCACGAAGCCGGACGCUCCGUAUUCAUCCAGCCAGUCUAGCAGCAACACACUCUCGAGCAACGCCUCCAGCUCCGCCCACAGCGACGAGAAGUGGUACGAAGUCGGCUCACGUUCAGGAGUGCGGAGCGAUCUCGAGCUCAACGGAUAUCUUCAGGGCACCUCCACUGACAGCGGCAUCGAUGCCACCUCCUUCACUGCCACACAAAGCAGCACAGCUUCCUCCACCGGUGCCUUCAGGGCCAAAGACGAAAUCCAAAGGCAGGAUGACGAAGCAGGCAGCCAGAGGGCCACGGACUCUUCACCUCCAACACCAGACUCUGUUGUCGCCAUCGGAGGCAGUGAGAUCCCAGCGAAGAGUCCAUCAGCCUCUCCACUAGUACCUGAUGGUGGCUCCUACAGCCAGAGUGAUGCCGCCUCCCACUCCAGCACACUCAGUUCGGGCCACUCAGGGAGUCCCACGGACCAGGGACAAGACGAGGCGGCUGCAGCCACCUCACCUACAUCACCGGGCAGCAAGAGUUUCUACCCUCGUCAAGGAGCGACCUCCAAGUACCUGAUUGGAUGGAGGAAACCCGGGGGAACCGUCAACUCUGUGGACUUCGGCAACACUCGCAAACGGCACCAGAGUGAUGGUCUGCUGGGAGGUCAGCCGCAGCUCAGGGCCAAUCUCCGGGGCUCCCAGUCGCCCCACCGGCACACUGCCAAGUCCAGCCUGGAAGAAGACUUGAAGAAGCUCAUCACACUUGACAGCCCUCCACCUACAACAAGCGAAGAGAAGCCGUUGUUUCCGGGUCCGCCGCCCACUCGUCGCUCCCUCCAGAGAACCCUGUCAGAUGAGAGUAUUUACAGCGGGCAGAGGGAGCCCUCCUCCAGCGGACAGCGCGACACGCCUACCGACCUUCUGUUCAGCUGCUCCACCAUGCCCCGCUCACCCACCGCUCGCCAUGGACCAAGCCGGCGAGCAUCACACAAAUCCCUAGGAGACCUGACAGCCUCAGAGAGCUCAGAGCUGGAGCUGGAGCUGGAGAGGAAGAGGCAGCAGCUGCAGGAGGCUGCCCUCAUGCCGCUGCCUGACACUGGGGCAGAUAGCCCGCUCGACUGGGCCCACCUGGUAGACGCUGCCAAGGCCUUUGAGGAGCAGAGGCUGGUCUUCCUUGCAGCCCAAGAGGAGAGCUCCAUGGCUGAGAGUGCAGCAGCCACCAGUCCCCAGCAGGCUGAGCCUCAGGCAGCACCGCUGAGACAGCCCUCGCCUGGAGAGACUCCAGUCUGCCUGAUGGGGAAGGUCAGCCAGCUGGAGUCGAUGGUGAAAGUGCUUCAGGAGGACUUGAAGAAAGAGAAGGACGCCAAGGCGUCACUGCAGGCUCAGAUCCAGAGCCUGCGAGAGGACAACCAGCGUCUCCUGGAGGAGUCCUACAGCGCCUCAGCCAAGCUCAAGAAGUUCACAGAGUGGGUCUUUAACACCAUCGACAUGAACUGAUGCACACAGCUGCAGACUGCUCUACAUUAGGAGUUUGACCACUACUCAAGCUGAUCUGAAACUUGGUUGUUCAGUGCUACACACACACACACACACACACACACACACACACACACAACAGAAUUACUUAUAAAAACUCUCAUUAUAAACGUUUACUCUCGGGCUUUGACAAACCAGUGCCAACAUGGACUUACAUGUCAUCUGUCUUCAGCCUUGGAUCUGUGGUAGGAUCACCAUGAAAGACUUUGGGGGAAAAAAAACAGGGGAAUAGAGGAAAAAGAGCAGUGGUGCAACUGUGCGUCCGUUUUGAUCAGCAUGCACUCCCCUCCUGAGAAUUUCUCAAUUAUGAUGUUUUGUGUCCGAUCUAAUGGAUUGUUGGUGACCCUGCAUGUCAGAGACAGCGAGAUGUCGAAACUAACCAAGAGGGAUUUAAAGUCACUGUCCCCAUUAAUCUCCCCAGCUAACCUAAUUAAAAGUGAACAGAUUUCCAAUUAACACAAAUUAAAAUGUGUGAAAAUAGUCCCAUAUUCCUCUGAUAGAGCUUUACACUUUCUAAGAAUUGAGCGACAGUGUGUUGUAAAUUAUCAAUUUUCACUGAUUAUUUUUUAUGACUAACCAAAAGAAAAAAAGCUAUACGAGAGGAUGGGAGACGUCGUCUCCCAUAAGACACUAUGCUUUCUCAUAAGCAGUGUAGGUAGGUCGACACAGACAGACCGAGACACACAGGCCCUCUGCAUAGCACGUAGCUGUAAACACUGUAAGGCCACGUCUGUAAUGCCUAUGCACUGUGAUAAGAAGUGUAUCAAGCGUCUAACUUCUAGAGGGUUAAAAGCAAGUAAAACUUGUAAAGGACUACUGGUCACAAGCUGAUGAAAAGAAUAUGUAAUGUAAAACCACAGAACAAUAUGUUCAGUUCAGUGUCACCUAUUCAGAUUAUUGUAAAUAUAUGUUAACAUUUAUUUUGCCCUUGAUAUAUGUAAAGAGUAUUUAUGAUGAAGAUGAUGGCCAAGAAAAUAAAAACAGUCGUAUGCAGUCAAGAGAUCUGCAUGUACUUAUAAUGGCCAGUCACCUAUAUGAGAAUAUAUAUAUCUAUAUAUAUAU
Messenger RNA from Anarrhichthys ocellatus (wolf-eel), 10655 nucleotides. Its product is annotated as signal-induced proliferation-associated 1-like protein 1. The record is from RefSeq and is a predicted model, not a curated record. Lineage: Eukaryota; Metazoa; Chordata; Actinopteri; Perciformes; Anarhichadidae. The transcript is spliced from 21 exons. Gene Ontology annotation, biological process: regulation of small GTPase mediated signal transduction. Gene Ontology annotation, cellular component: cytoplasm. Bases 4365 to 9554 code for a protein of 1729 amino acids. Gene Ontology annotation, molecular function: GTPase activator activity; protein binding.